Solea senegalensis (Senegalese sole) is the source of this 1041-nucleotide messenger RNA. RefSeq names its product TRAF interacting protein with forkhead associated domain (gene tifa). The record is from RefSeq and is a predicted model, not a curated record. The transcript has 2 exons. NCBI's taxonomy places the organism in Eukaryota, Metazoa, Chordata, Actinopteri, Pleuronectiformes, Soleidae. Gene Ontology annotation, biological process: canonical NF-kappaB signal transduction. Bases 197 to 775 code for a protein of 192 amino acids. Gene Ontology annotation, molecular function: protein binding.
CUUGGUCUUGUGAGAGGGGAAGUGUCCUUGUUUUCAUUACAAGCUGCAACAACUUCAUUUGUCUGUGAGAGUUUGGGGGAAACUGCAUGUGACGCUGGGGACGAAGUGAAAGCAUCUAUCUGGCUCUUCAAAAAAUAAGCCCAUCAUCAACAUACAGUCACUCAUUUACUGAUCUUACAAGGAACUGUUUUCCACAAUGAGCGUGUCCCAGACAAUGGAGACCGAGGAGGAUCUCCUGACUUGUCUCCAAAUCAAGCUUUACCACCCUCAGCAGAGUUGCAGGGGCAUUUAUGGGGCUCUGCCUCUCGGGAAGAGGACAACACACACAGCAGAUGACCCCCUCAGGCUGGGCAGAGACGCCCAGGCCUGUACCUACACCCUGGCUGACCCUCGAGUGUCCCGCAAACAUUUGGCCCUCUACGCCUUUCACACACCACACAGCCCGAACAUGAUGUUCACCAUCCAGAACCUGAGUCAGAAGGGAAAGCUGUCAGUUAACAGCUCAGCUCUGGGCUUCCUGGAGAGGAUGGAUCUCCCAAAUAAGGCCCUGAUCCGUUUCGGAGAGUAUGAAAUUCUGAUCAUCCAUGAGUCCGGUGAGGCCAAGGCAAGCUUUGAGGUGGAGUUUGAAGUGUUGACAGUGCCCCCAUCCAGAGAGACGUGCAUGUGUGUUCCCAGUAUGACACCAGUCAUGGACACAGGCUCAUGUGUCAUGAAUGGUUUUCAGUCUGGUUUCACAGCACUCGGCCCUCUGGAGACUGAUGAGACUCUUUCAUAAUGAACCUUUGCCACUUUCCCACUGGUUUUGACUUGUUUUUCCUUUCUUUUUCACUUGCAGUGGAAAACAUACAUUACAUUAUAAAACAUGCAUGCUAACAAAAAAGAUUCCCUAUUUUGAAUGUGAAAUCAGUGUUUUUUUUUAUUUAUUACUCCAUAUGUUAACAAGCUGUAUUUUUUCUAUGAUGUAUUUUAUUUUUUAAAGUGCAAAUGCAAAGUCUUGAAGACACUUUCAACUUGAGCAUAUUAAAAGUGUUUGUUGGUAAA